Molecule: messenger RNA, 3615 nt
Organism: Penicillium vulpinum
Lineage: Eukaryota; Fungi; Ascomycota; Eurotiomycetes; Eurotiales; Aspergillaceae
Product: putative MATH and UCH domain protein
Exons: 4
Coding region: 1-3615 (1204 amino acids)
Biological process (GO): protein deubiquitination
Molecular function (GO): cysteine-type deubiquitinase activity; protein binding
Source: RefSeq, a predicted model, not a curated record
AUGGAAUCCUUACCAAAUUUGGUCUCUGGGACUGAAGACGAUACGGCGAGAACCAAUCCAGAGAAUCAGUCAGACCAAUCCCCCGAAUCAUCACGUUCAACUCCUCAGCCCGCCCCAAUCCUUCCCUCGGAAGAACUGGAACAUGCGUAUUGGGCAGACUACGAGGAGGACACGACCGUCCCAGAUGAGGAAGAGAUGAAAGAGAUCGACGGCGGUGAUUCAGAUUACAGUGCCAGUGAUCACAAGUAUUGGGAAACCAACUUCUUUCGGGAUUUGGGAGACCCCGAAUACAUUCCUACCGAGAAGGCCCGUCUCACCUGGACCUUCAAGGGUGUCCGGGGCACCCCUGAGAACCCCAACCGUGACAAAAUCAUUCGCUCCCCACCAGCGUUUGUGGGAGGGUAUUGGUGGCGAAUCAAGUUCUAUCCUCGGGGAAAUAAUGUCAAUGCAUUGAGUGUUUACCUCGAAUGCUCCACCACAAUGCCCGCUCCAGAGGGUAAGCUUCCUGAGUCGGAAUUUACGGUCCGUCGAGGCGCAGCCGAUGCCUCACUAGAUGACAGCACCCCGGAGGUUCAAAUCAAGACUCCAGCCACGGACGAUAUAGCAUCGUGGUUUGAGACCUACAAGUCCCAAUAUCCUGCAGUCAGGAACAACCCCCACUCGGGUCAUGGAACCUCGGACUCGUGGCGUGUGCCUGCACAGGUCGGUGUCAUUGUAUACAACCCACAAGAGCCACGCACUGGCUGGAUGCAAUCUUCUUGUCAUCAAUUCAACACUCACAACCUGGAUUGGGGGUGGACAUAUUUCCAUGGCCCAUGGGACCAAAUCCAUUCACGCCGGCGGGGUCAACAUCGUGCUCUCCUGAAUGACGACACGCUCUCAUUCGACGCGUAUAUUCGUGUAGUGAAUGACCCCACCAAGUCCCUCUGGUGGCACCCAAGCGAUUCCGAGCCAACCUGGGACAGCAUGGCCUUGACCGGUUACCGACCUUUGGGUGAUUCGAUCAUCAAUCAUAGCCCAGAGGUAGCUGGGCUUGCCUCGUGGCUGCACAUUGCUCCGUUUUGCAAGAUCAUUCAAAGUAUUGAUGUGUUUGAACAUCUUAUCAACGCCGAUGCUCGGCCAAAGCCUCUAUGCGAUGCCCUUCAGAGGCUUCUGUGGCAGCUCCGCCGCCAGACACUCUCCCCAAGCUAUAUUGAUACGGACGCUGUGACUACUACCUUGCGCAAUCUGCACGAGUUUUCAAGCGAUGUGUCCGAAUUUUGGGAGCGCCUGCGUCGCAACUUGGAACUAGAGCUGAAGGGGACAGAGGCCGGCAAACAAUUCGCCCUCCUAUUUGACAGUCCGGUUGUAAAUGCUCCGUUUUCUGAUGGCGAGAUCACCGUGAACAUGCUGCCGACUGAUUUCAACUCGCGUCUCUACGUGCCAGUAGAUCAAGUCAAGUCUACUUCCGAAGCCGUCAGUGGAUACUUGAGUGCUAAGCCCGGUCGUUGGUCGCUUCCAUCCAUCCUUCAUAUUGAGUUUGGCCGCCAUACUCUAGAUAAAGCCAAACGCUGGCAGCUGCGGUAUGACAAAGUGGAGCUGGACGAGGAACUGGAUCUGGCUCCGUGGGUGGUUGAUGGGCAGGGUAGCAAGUAUGUCCUUUACGGGUAUAUUGUUCACCGUGGCCGCCGCACUUCGGGAAAAUUCUUUAGUAUCCUUCGCCCGGCGGGUCCAGGUACUACCUGGCUGGCGUUUGACGAUGGCAGUGACAACCGGGUGGAGUGCUUGACCCAGAAAACAGCCAUGGGUCCGCACCUUGGUCUUGAUCCUUCCCAGACUGUAGAUCACAAGAAGGGCCAUGAUGUACCUGUCGUGGCAAUGUACAUCCGUGGCGAUAUGAUAUUUGACUUUUUGCCUGGUCCCCAGGGACCUUGGGAAGUAUCUGAAACCUUGAAACAAUACUAUGAAAUAGGCGUGUACCACACUGGUGACAAGCCUGCGGAUGAUGUUCAAGUUGAGGUUUAUGCGCUUCCCCAAUAUGACCAGCUGACCAGUCUGUUUGACUCCUACGAUCUCAUGGCACAGGCCAAAGCGGCAAACAGUGUCAUGUACCUGACCUUGCCCCGCUCAUCGCGCUUGGUAGAACUGCGCAAAAGAAUUGCUAUAUGGAAGUCCGCGGGCUCUGAACCCAUUGAUCCCGAGCGGGUUCGCUUCUGGCAGAUUGGUAACUCCUUUGCUCAAUCCAGGUCAUCGUUGGCAUUUGAACGCACUACGGAUUUGAACGUUCCCCUGGACCCUUCAUUGAGCACCAUACGGUUCUGGAUGGAAACCAUCUCCGAGGAGGACGCUCAAUUCUUCGCCAUCCCAGACCCUCCUGCGGUCACCACUUCGGAGGAUAAGCCGGAUGACUCUGCCGUCGAGGACUCGAUACACGAAGCUUCUUCUGAAAAUGUGCCGUCCGUGGCCGAAGGAGAUGCUGUCGCUAGCUCCUCAGGGAAUGCUCCCCAUGAUGGUCCUGCUACUUUAGAUACCGUGAACUCUAUCAUCGAUGAUGGAUCACUGCCUCUCUUAGCCACAUUGUCUCUAGAAAAUGAUGCUUUUGGUACUGAAAGGGCAGAGCAUGAAGUGGCGCUUGCUACUGUCACUGCCCAUGAUCGACAGGCCACGACUGCUGUUACGGGAGCUCUAUCAACAGAAGCCACAGGCUUCUCUCCAGUAUUAUCUUCUGAGGUUCCGUCUUCUGCACCGGAAGUGGCACUUCAAGCACACACCCAAUCCGAGGUCAAGUUGCCUGUUGGCCAUACAUACUACUUUAUUCAAAUGUUCGAUGUGGAUAAUCAAAUGCUUCGUACUGUGGGAUCAUUCUUCUCCAAGCUUGAUGCCAAUGUCAAAGCGUCCAUCCGACGCCACUUGAAGCGGCCUCUUCGCCAAGACUUCCUCAUGUGGAAACGAGUUGAUGGUGCUGCCGUUACCACAGUGUCGCCUGCUGACAGCUUCGAUGAUGUGGUCGCUCCGCACGGAGCAUGUUUCAUCGUCGGAGAUAAGCUGACCAAGGACAAGCGAACUCAACUUGCUUCAUUGGGACUGUUCACCAGUCCUGACCGUCUGGUUCAGUACCUGUGGGCCGAUUCGCGCGGUCAUCCAAUUCAAGGUUUCACCGGCAUUAAAACCAUUGAAGCCACCUUCACAAACGACUACUACAGCGGUUAUUUCCUCAGGGGUUAUUACCAUGGUAAAGGCAAGCACAUUUCUAGCACGGGCAUGAUAUACGAAGGCGACUUCAUCUUCGGCCGACGCCACGGCCAAGGCAAGCUAGAUUACCCCACCGGUGACUCAUACGACGGUGAUUGGGUCGAAGAUGUAUGCCAUGGACAAGGUACUUAUAUUGAGAAGACGACAGGCAACAAGUAUGUCGGUGGCUUCAAGGAUGGUAAACGUCAUGGCAAGGGCAUCAGCUACUGGGAGGUGGCCGACGCAGAGUUGGAUCUGUGCCAAAUAUGCUACACCGAGGAAAUGGAUGCAGUCUUCGCCGAGUGUGGUCACCUUUGUUCCUGUGUGACUUGUGCGAAUCUCGUGGGCCUGUGUCCGAUGUGCCGCAAAGAAGUCAAGAAGGUGAUCAAGAUUUAUCGGGCAUAA